Messenger RNA from Eucalyptus grandis, 654 nucleotides. RefSeq names its product UPF0481 protein At3g47200-like. NCBI's taxonomy places the organism in Eukaryota, Viridiplantae, Streptophyta, Magnoliopsida, Myrtales, Myrtaceae. The coding region runs from base 1 to 654 and encodes 217 amino acids. The transcript has a single exon. The record is from RefSeq and is a predicted model, not a curated record.
AUGGCCCUUUUCAAAUCUUGGGAGAAUCUUGAAGGCGAGCAUCUACUUGACCUGUUGUACAAAAGUUUGUCUCCGGCAUGCCCCAAAUCCACGAAGGAGUCCUGGUCAUUGGCUCAGUCCGUACCAUGUGUGACCGAGCUAAGGUCCUCCAGAAUCUACUUCGAGUCCGAGAAGGCAGACAGCUUGCUGGACAUAAGUUUCCAUGAACGGAUACUCCAGAUACCAGAAAUCGCAAUCAACGACUUCAUGACCACCGUGCUGAUAAACUGCGUGUCCCUGGAACAAUGCCGGGAAAACAGGUCCAAGUACAUGACUGAUUACGUUUCCUUCAUGCACUGCCUCAUCAAUCAGCCAAAGGACGUGUCUCUUCUCCGUUCAGAUGGGAUCAUGGCACUCUAUUCUCGUGAUGACCAGUAUGUGGCUGAUCUGUUCAGCAAGCUUGGGAAGAGCAUUUCUUUCAAUGUUCAUGACUGUUUUCUGUCCAAGCAGUUCGAGGAGCUUGAAUCGUACUACCGCAGCAACAGGGCGAAGAUGAUGCGCACUUACUUUUCCUGUCCGUGGUCAGUCAUAUCGCUCUUCUCGGCUAUCUUAAUCGUGGUUCUCAGCAUCACACAGACCGUUAUGGCUAUACUUGCCUAUUUCUCCCCCCGCUAG